UAAAAAUCAAAUGGAAACUAAAACCUUUUUAAAAUUAUAUCUCAAAUUAAAUAGUUUUUUUUUCUAAUUAGCUAUAUUUAAGCUGAAUCAGAUACCUAAACCGAACUCAGACCGAAUUAUAAUCAACUGGAUUAUGAAGGAAAAGUCGUCAAAAAGAUUGAGCCCUUUAAAAAUUAUGGAGAAAUAAUUGUCGUUUAUUUAAACUUAUGGUCCCCAUUAAUUAAAUCACAUAACGAAAAUUAAUAAUUAACAUACUGAAGUCUACGUUCUCUGGCGGCUUUAGAGAACGUUUCAAAACACGACAGCUUCAACAACAAGCAAAAAAAAGAACUCACAGACAAAAACUAUAAGAAAACAACAAACACAGACAUCACAAACUGUUUUCUUCUCCUCCCUUCAUUUCUUAAACAAAAAAAAUAUGGAUAACGUAGUCGCCAAGAAAGUCACGGCGAUGUUUAACCACCGGCGUUUAAACCGCUCUCGAUCAUCACUGUUCACAGCGUUUGCUUCCUCAGUUAUAUCUCUCAUAGUUUUCGCGAUCUUCAUCGUAUCUCAUGUACUGGUUAGAGACAUCUCCGAGGUGGUGAGGAUAGAGAUCAAGACAGUUGUUCCUUACUUACCUCUGAGGUCAGAGAAAGAGCAGAGUAACUAUACGAUCACAAUCACGGAGAGUAACAAUCUUCACGUUCUCGACGUUUUUGGAGGAAGAGACGUGUCGGAGAAGUUUCAGCAGAGAGCAACAGAGUUUUCGAGAGAUGAUUGCGAAGUCAACUUCAUGAUGACGUGGAUCUCUCCUGCGGUUAUGUUCGGUAAGAGAGAGGUCUUGUCGGUAGAAAGCGUGUUUAAGUCUCAUCCUCGAGGCUGCUUGAUCAUUUUAUCAUCAACCAUGGAUUCUCCUCUAGGGUUUAGAAUCUUGAAACCGUUUCUUGAUCGUGGCUACAGAGUUACAGCUAUAACUCCUGACUUGCCUUAUCUUCUCAAGGACACGGCCGGAGAAACAUGGCUCGAGGAGAUUCAGACAGGGAAACGAGAUCCUGGGAAGAUCUCUUUAGCUCAGAACCUCUCGAACCUCAUGAGACUCGCGUACUUGUUCAAGUUCGGAGGUGUUUAUCUAGACACUGACAUGAUUGUUCUGAAGAGUUUCAAACACUUAAGGAACGUGAUCGGUGCGCAGACUCUCGAACCGGUUUCGAGAAACUGGACGAGGUUAAACAAUGCGGUUUUGAUCUUCGACAAGAACCAUCCUCUUUUGCUAAAAUGCAUUGAAGAGUUCGCGUUGACUUUUAAUGGAAACGUUUGGGGUCAUAACGGACCGUACCUUGUGUCUAGAGUGGCUAGAGCCGUGGAAGGAACCGAGGGAUAUAACUUUACCGUCAGGACACCUUCUGCGUUUUAUUCGGUUAAUUGGGUUGAGAUUGAGAAGCUCUUCAAGGUUCCAAGAACAGAGAAGGACUUGAAGAGAGUUCGAGUCAAGGUUCUUGAGAUGCAGAGGAGAAGCUAUGGAUUGCAUUUGUGGAAUAAGUUUAGUAGUAAGUUUGAGAUUGAAGAAGGUAGUGCCAUGGAUAAAAUUGUUACAGAUCAUUGUGUGAUCUGUGAGAAAAUCUCUGUAUCAUAAUGCUUUGUUUCAUUUUGUAAGUUCAUUCCAUUGUAGUAUAGCUUGUUAACUGUAAUUAGAAAUUUAAAAACCUCUUGUUUGGGCUCAUAAAUAAUCCAAAAACUAUUGGGCCUGGCUCAUUUAUUGAUCAGGUGCCUGUCUUCCCGGGAAAGUGUGAAACUUUCAAACGUUACAGGGUUUGGUUUGAUUGCCUACACAGGAAAAGGUUUGUUACUUGGGAGAACACCUGGACAGGAUGAAGAGCAACAUCAAGAUCAAAAUUUUACUGUUGUAAAAAUCACUAGAGACCUCUUCUGUUGUAAAUGGACUCACAGAAAUUUGUCUUUGUACAGUUUUGGUUCCAAAUGAUAUUACAAUAACCAGUGUUCUAAAAAUCAAUUAAGUCAAUACCUAGGUGGUAAAUUUUAUCUAAGCGAAACAAAUGAUUUUAUUAAAAAGCUGGUUUACGCGUUCAAAAAUCAGUUUAGGUGUUUGUCUAAUCAAUAAUCCAUUAUAAAAAGCCUAAUUACUGUCUAGCGAUUUAUUGAACACAAACGAUAACCAUCGAAUCCCUUUUCAAA
Brassica rapa (field mustard) is the source of this 2175-nucleotide messenger RNA. Its product is annotated as lactosylceramide 4-alpha-galactosyltransferase. The record is from RefSeq and is a predicted model, not a curated record. NCBI's taxonomy places the organism in Eukaryota, Viridiplantae, Streptophyta, Magnoliopsida, Brassicales, Brassicaceae.